AUGUCUGUGAGUAGAAGCAACGGUAGCAAUGUCAGUGUGAGUGGUAGCAACGGUAGCAAUGACAGUGUGAGUGGUAGCAACAGUAGCAAUGUCAUUGUGAGCGGUAGCAAGGGUAGAAAUGUCAGUGUGAGUGGUAGCAAUGGUAGCAAUGUCAGUGUGAGUGGUAGCAAGGGUAGCAAUGUCAGUGUGAGUGGUAGCAAGGGUAGCAGUGUCCGUGUGAGUGGUAGCAACGGUAGCAAUGUCAGUGUGAGUGGUAGCAAGGGUAGCAAUGUUAGUGUGAGUGGUAGCAAGGGUAGCAAUGUCAGUGUGAGUGGUAGCAAGGGUAGCAAUGUCCGUGUGAGUGGUAGCAAUGGUAGCAAUGUCAGUGUGAGUGGUAGCAAUGGUUAG
Procambarus clarkii (red swamp crayfish) is the source of this 387-nucleotide messenger RNA. NCBI's taxonomy places the organism in Eukaryota, Metazoa, Arthropoda, Malacostraca, Decapoda, Cambaridae. The record is from RefSeq and is a predicted model, not a curated record.